UGGCCAGGAAAAAAAUAUAUAAAAUUUUUCCUUAUGGUGAAUAAACAAGGCCAGACCCGACUUUCUAAGUACUAUGAGCAUGUGGAGAUUAAUAAGCCUACACUUCUGGAAACAGAAGUCAUAAAGAUCUGUCUCUCUCUAUCCAAUGAACAAUAUUCUUUCAUUGAAUAUAAGGAUUUUAAGCUGAUAUAUAGGCAAUACGCAGCUCUCUUCAUUGUGGUUGGAGUUAAUGACACUGAGAAUGAGAUGGCUAUUUAUGAAUUCAUCCACAAUUUUGUGGAAGUUUUAGAAGAGUACUUCAGCUGAGUGAGUGAACUUGAUAUAAUGUUUAAUUUGGAAAAAGUACACAUAAUUUUGGAUGCGAUGGUGUUAAAUGGCUGCAUUGUGGAAACUAAUAGGGCAAGAAUUCUUGCCCCUCUACAAAUUCUUGAUAAGAUGUCAGAAAGCUGAAUAGAAGGCUCUGCCAGAUAGCAUCAAUUCAUAGGAAAUGUGAAGACCAUUUGAAAAGAAUCUGGAAGACUACCUAUUAUGAAAUGGGGUACCCUUCCAAACAAUAUAAAUAGGUAUUUUCCACAGUUCCUAAAUGGAAAAUAAAGUUUU
Molecule: messenger RNA, 600 nt
Organism: Marmota monax (woodchuck)
Lineage: Eukaryota; Metazoa; Chordata; Mammalia; Rodentia; Sciuridae
Product: AP-4 complex subunit sigma-1-like
Exons: 1
Biological process (GO): protein transport; vesicle-mediated transport
Cellular component (GO): intracellular membrane-bounded organelle
Source: RefSeq, a predicted model, not a curated record